This is a messenger RNA of Magallana angulata, 4063 nucleotides long. RefSeq names its product spidroin-1-like. Lineage: Eukaryota; Metazoa; Mollusca; Bivalvia; Ostreida; Ostreidae. Gene Ontology annotation, cellular component: membrane. The record is from RefSeq and is a predicted model, not a curated record. The transcript has 9 exons. The coding region runs from base 95 to 961 and encodes 288 amino acids. Gene Ontology annotation, biological process: regulation of cell differentiation.
GAGAACUAGAUAACUCGUACCUGAAAUGGUUUGUUAUUUUUCCCGAACUUUCUGCAACAUUACAUAAAUAAGAUAACUAAGGCUCUGUUACAACAUGUCUGUAGUGAAGUCUGGAUACUUAAAACGUCACAGUAACAGCUUGUUUCAUGGAGGAUGGAAGGAUACCUGGGUUGUGCUGUAUGACAACAGUGAUUUAUGUCUACACAAACAUCAACAUGAUUCAGACCUCAAAGCCAGGAUUCACCUUAGGGAUGUGUGUAAGAGAUUUGCCUAUGGACAGUACACCAACUGUUUCCCUGACCGACCCAAGGUCCCUGAGGGGUACACUUACGACAGUGUGAUAGCUAUUCCCUCAAGAAAUAACAGCAAAUGUAAAGUCUUCUGGCUGUUGUGUCAUGACCCUAAUGAAUUAAAUGAAUGGAUGAAUGCAAUUUGUAAAACUCUUCCCCCUCCUCCUAGUCCACAACAGUCAUCUAAUGCCCCGCCCCCUUACAAUCCAGGUGCCCCUGCCCCAGGAGGCAUUGGUUUUGAUGGUGUGUCAGGGGGACACCAAGGAGGGCCUGCUCCCUACCCCCAGGGACCUCCACCUCAGGGGUACUACCCCCAAGGACCUCCCCCACAAGGGUACUACCAGCAACCCUAUCAGCCUCAGUAUCAACAGCAACCAUAUGGUUAUGCCCCACAGCAAGAACAACACAAGGGAAAAGGAAUACUUGGUGGACUUGGAAAUUUAUUGGGAGGAAAAGGAGGCGGAGGGGGAGGAGGAGGGGGAGGAAUAUUAAGUAGUAAAGGAGGAAAAGCUGCAGCAGGUCUACUUGGAGGUGCAGCCUUAGGAUAUGGUGCCUCAAAAAUGAUUGGCCAUGGCUUUGGUGGCUGGGGCCUUGGUCACCACGGUAGUUGGGGGUCCAUGAGUAGUUUUGGAAGUGCUGGUAGUUUUGGUAGCAUAGGAAGUUUUGAUUGAAGCUGGAUAGCACUUUAUUUACCUUUCGAAUUUUUUUAAUUAUUUUUUUUUAAAAUGAUUAUAUACAUAUAUUGUAUACCAGUUAUUGUGGUCUUGUAUAUUUAGAGCCUGUAAACCUCUGAUACAACAUAUUUUAUAUUGUUGGUCAGUACUGUGAUACAUGGAUGUUUUUUAUCUGUACCAUAUUUAAAAUUAUAAAUUAUUUUUAAGCAUAAAUAAUCUGUUAUGAAAUGAAGAGAAUUUGUUAUUUCCUGAAACAAAGAAUUUCUAUUGCUUUCUUUUUCUGUGUUACAAUUAAAGAUAAAGUUCUGGGAAAAAAUAACUGUCCUGACAAAGAUGAAAACUUCCAUUGCAAGAAAGUGUUGUGAGAAAAUAUAGAAGGGGUGGAUUUUUUUAGUUUACCCUUAUCUUUAACUUGUGACUUCAUGUACACUAUAGAAGAGCACAAUUUUUCUAACUGCACAUGUGCUCAGGUGAAAAUGUAACAGUGAUAUUAUUCAAUUGUCUUUAACUUUGUUUUUUUUUCAGAUAUAUAUGUUUUUGGUAUCUACUUAUUUAAUUUUAUUUACAAUACUUAUACAUACUUUGUAUCAUUCUGUAGUAAUGAUAUCAUUAAUGGUGAUGAUGUGUUAAUUGAGUCAGACCUAAAAUCUAAGAAGAAGGUACAGUUUCUUUCUGCAUAUGCCCUAAAAACCAAAAGUUGUUUAAAUCUCAUGAAAAUACACACAUACCAUCUUGAACAUGUGUGUGUGUGUAUAUAAAGUACCAAGUUAUACACUUCUAUCAUAUUUUCAAAAAAAGAAUAUUGACUUCAACAUUUUGUCAUAUUUCUAAGAUUUUAAGUACUGAUAGUGAAAAAUGAUUAAAAAAUGGCACACUUUCUCAUAGUUUUUUGAAGAGAAAAAUGUUUCCGCAGCCGUUGCCCACAACAAAAUCAAUAUAUUUUGUGUGAUAUCACAUGAUAAAAUUAUAAUUAUACCCCCGCAAACGAAGUUUAGGGGGGUAUAUUGGUUUCACCCUGUCCGUCUGUCUGUCCGUCCGUCUGUCCGUCUGUCUGUAGACGCAACUUUGUCCCCCCUAUAGAAUUUUUUAUUACUGCAUGGAACAGUUUGAAAAUUUGUACAUAUGUUGAACACCAUCUGAAGAUGUGCACCUGCAAUUUUUUUUAAGAUCAGACAAGAUUUAAUGAUUUUAUGACAGUUUUCAUUUUCCUUAUUCUAUAUAUUGUACACUAAUGUUGAAAAGUAAGGGAGGUAAUCCUUACAGAUUUUAUUAAUUAAUUAAUAGAAAACACUCUAAAAUAUAUUUAUAUAAAUACAUCCAGAUGGAGUUUUUUGUCUUUAUGUCUUAAUUAAUGAAAAAAAAUUAUUUUUUAUAAGUUCUCUAUCAACUGACAAUGCAAAGUUUUUGUUUGUCAAUGAUAAAUUCUUAGGAGCUAAUAAGAACAUCAAAGACAAGUGUGGCUGAAUUCAUUUGUCCCAAGGGAGACAUUAUCUGAGCCAUGGUUCAGAUGGAGCAUGUGUUUAGGGGAAAUUGAUAAUCUGUAAAGUGGGUGAUGGUUUUGGGGCUAUUUUAAAACUGUUCCAUGUAAACCAAAAGGUCUAUCAUAAUAAGGAAAUGAAUAAUAUAAUUAUUAAUAAAGAAGUUAAACUAUUUUUAGAGGUUGUUUAAAUUUAUUUGUCAAGUAAAUUGAUGAAGUGACCCUAUUGGGCAUUAAUUUAAAUGAAAUUCAAAAUUACUGAUAUGAUUGUAGUGUUUUGGCAAUUUUAAAAUUGUUUGUAAUAUUAAAUUUUCUUUUUCUACAUAUUUUUACAUAGUAUGGUAAUUAUGGUAAUGUUUUGGGAGUUUAUUAAAUUUAAAAAGUUCAUCAAAGAAAAUCAUAGUCCUAUGGGAUCAAUUUUCUGAUAUGGAGUUCCAUUGUGCCAUAGGAGAAAGUGAGGAAAAUUUGAAACAACUAAUUGCAUCUGUCAAGACUCUUAUUAGAAAGAUAUUGAAAGUUUUAUCAACAGAAGAGCAUUGCUUGGCUACCGGUAUUUCUAUUCACUGCAAAGGGAGGGGUUAUUGUCAUUUUGUUGGUUUUUCUUUACAUUAAUUAAAUUAAAAAAAUAUAUCAUCAAAUACAUACAUUUGUAAAUGUAUUACUGUUAUAGAUAUGUAUUUACAGUGAAAUUCUGACAAUUUUGAUUUUAAUUUUUCUUUGUUAACUAAUUUUUUUUUUUUUGUUUACAAUUCUAGAAAAAUUUUUUUGUAUGUGUUCCAAACCUUUAUUAUUCAAUUCAAUUAUUUGUCCCAUUUGAAAUUAGCCUAGCGGGGGUAUUAGUCCCAUUAGGACAGUUCUAGUUUGAAUUUUGUUGUAAGCAACAACUGUGGACAUGCAUAGUUUUCUAUUUAAAAAAAUCUACUGAAGAAUUGUUAAUCUUCGUAUUCUGCUCAGUUUUAAGAAAACCGUUGGCAAAUGCACCGUUUAUGAUGUUACAAAUACCUUUCUGAAAGUCCAGUCAGUUUGCUAUAUAAUAAUUUAUCAAUUCUUAGUUUAUAGCUAUAGUACUGUAAAUAAACGUUAAAUUUGAUUUUUUUUAUGAUAUUUUUUAAAAUUACUUUAAAAUAGGGAAAAUAAUGACUGAAUCUGUACCUGUUUUUUUUGUGAACAAUCCAUAUCUGAUACUUAUAGAUAAAGUAUAUAGACUGUGCCAUAGUAAAUAGUUUGAUUUGUGAAAAAUAUGGAAUGUUUGUUUGAAAAUUAUAAGAUUAACUGUUCAUGUAUAUAUAAUGUUGGGUCUUUUCAUUUUUUUUUGUAUCUAUGCAAUAUUUUUUAAAAUACAUGUAAAUCGUUGAAUAUAAAAUGCUAUCAGAUUUGAAAUCUUUCGAAAAUACAUAUGUAUUGUUAACCUUGAAGGUGUUUGUAAAUACAUGUAUACGGUAGUUUUUUUAUCGUCAUGUUAUUUUUCAAAAUGCAUAGAUUGUAAUAAGUGCCAUCAAAAUGAUUUGUGCAAUUUUCAUUUAUUUGAACUUUAAUUAUUAAUACCUGUAAUAAAAGAAAUGGUAAAUGUAAAGUUAGAUGCUGCUAUUACAGAUAGAAGUAAAUAAAGGCAAGAUGCCAUA